This is a messenger RNA of Cotesia congregata, 306 nucleotides long. NCBI's taxonomy places the organism in Eukaryota, Metazoa, Arthropoda, Insecta, Hymenoptera, Braconidae. The record is from the annotation of a GenBank genome assembly.
AUGAUGUACAUUCUUGUUUUUAAUGCAAUCUGUCUUUACCAAAAAACUGGUGAAUUAAUUCAUAAACUAGAGAUCCAAACUGAAGAUAUUAAAUUAAAGAAAGAAAUUCAACAGUUUUCAAUCCAGAUUUUACAAAAUCCUUUAAUAUUUUCACCCUGCGGGUUAUUAAAUCUUGGAUAUCCGUUUAUAAAAGACUUUACAGGAGCCGUGACCGCCCAACUUCUUAUUCUUAUUCAAACUUCGGAUGAAACUACUGUGUUGUACAGCUCUUUCAAUGAAACUGCUAAUUAUAAAUUAGCUCUUUGA